Messenger RNA from Ipomoea triloba (trilobed morning glory), 1542 nucleotides. RefSeq lists its product as uncharacterized. The transcript is spliced from 4 exons. NCBI's taxonomy places the organism in Eukaryota, Viridiplantae, Streptophyta, Magnoliopsida, Solanales, Convolvulaceae. Gene Ontology annotation, molecular function: catalytic activity. The coding region runs from base 1 to 1542 and encodes 513 amino acids. The record is from RefSeq and is a predicted model, not a curated record.
AUGAAGAUCAUCUCCUGGAACUGUAGAGGCAUCGUCAAUGGACGUGUUAAGAAACACGUGAAAGAGUUACUUAACACGUCUAAAGUCGAUGCCAUUUGUCUCUUGGAGAUUCGUUCCCCCAAUGCGCAGGGGAUGACUAACUUAGUUAGUCGGCUUGGUUAUACUAACAAUUUCCUUGUAGAGCCGUUGGGUUUUGCAGGUGGUCUGCUGGUAUUUUGGAACCAGGGUCAAAUUAACCUGGAAGUGAUUGGCCAUUCUUCCCAAUCUAUCCAUACGAAAGUUAAGCAAGGUUCUAAUGAGUUCUUCUUCACUUUUGCAUAUGUUAGACCGAAUCUCGUGGCUAAGAAGAGAUUCUGGGACAAUUGUAAGGUUAUAGGGGAUAAGCUACAAGGUCCCUGGGUGGUUAUGGGGGAUCUAAAUGAUAUCGCAUCAGAAGAGGAGCAAUGGGGUAGUGAUAACAUCUGCAACGCUACCUUGCAAAAGUUUGCCGACGCGUAUAGCGGUUGUCGCCUCUUGGAUCCGGGUCACGCAGGUCCCAAGUUCACGUGGUAUAGGACAGUAGGGAACAGAGUGACUCAAAUGCGGAGACUUGACAGAUUACUCUGGAAUGUAGAAGCACAAUUUGCUUUCCCGGAAGUGCUCUUUAUGGACGUUGCUGGCUCUCCCCCUAAUAGCAACAUUCGACCAAAAAGGUUUGAGGCAGCUUGGCUAACCAGAGAAGACUAUGCUACAAUCUGGAAAGAUGCUACCCGUGUUACAGAACGGAGUAUGGUGGAUAUUAUUGCAGACAUCACUGAACAGAGCUUCGCUUGGAAUAGGAAUGUGUUUGGUAAUGCCCUGGAACGUAACCUCACAAUGGAACUCAAUGAGGUUCUGGAUCAGGAAGAAGCUUUGUGGUUUCAAAAAUCAAGGAGAGACUGGAUUAGAGAGGGUGACAGGAACACCCGGUUCUACCACACAGCAACAGUGAUAAAGAGGAACAGGGGUCGAGUUCGGGUACCUCGUGAAGAAGUAGGGACUUUGGUUCCGAUUGAUACGAGCCGAAAGAUUUCCUUUGCCCAAGCAAAUAAACUGUGUGGGAGAGUUCCGAUAGAGGAAGUCAAAAAGGCGGUGUUUGGUAUGAAGAAGUAUGGCAGUCCAGGCCCGGAUGGGAUCCCGGCAAUCUUCUAUCAACAUUUUUGGGGAGAGGUUGGCCCCACUUUAACCAAUAUGGUCAAUCUAGCGUUGGAGACAAGCACGGUCGAUAAGUCGCUCCUGAGAGCUUAUAUGACCCUGAUACCGAAGAAAGACACUCCGGAGACGGCAGCUGACUUUAGGCCAAUUACCUUGCUCAAUGUCGCCUUCAAAGUUAUUUCUAAAGUCUUGGUCAACAGGAUGAGGCCCAUAAUGUGUAAACUGAUCGGCCCUCAUCAAAACAGUUUCCUUCCGGGCCGGUCAACUCUCGAUAAUGUGAUUCUGACACAGGAGAUUAUACACAAUAUGCACAAAAAAAAGGGGAGGAAAGGGCUUAUGGCGGUGAAAAUUGACCUCCAAAAAGCUUAG